This is a messenger RNA of Otolemur garnettii (small-eared galago), 4070 nucleotides long. RefSeq names its product protein tyrosine phosphatase, receptor type C (gene PTPRC). Gene Ontology annotation, biological process: T cell receptor signaling pathway; protein dephosphorylation; negative regulation of protein kinase activity. Lineage: Eukaryota; Metazoa; Chordata; Mammalia; Primates; Galagidae. The record is from RefSeq and is a predicted model, not a curated record. The transcript is spliced from 30 exons. Bases 142 to 3690 code for a protein of 1182 amino acids. Gene Ontology annotation, molecular function: protein tyrosine phosphatase activity; protein binding.
GACAUCACCACUUAGCAGUUCAUGCAGCUCACAAGUGGUUUGUUCUUAGGGUAACAGAGGAGGAAAUUGCUCCGUGUCUGAUAAGACAACAGUGAAGAAAGGACGCAUGCUGUGUCUUAGGGAUACGGCUCGUUUCCAGAUAUGACCAUGUACUUGUGGCUUAAACUUCUGGCAUUUGGCUUUGCCUUUCUGGACACGGAAAUGUUUGGUGAAGGUGUUACAUCCCAGACGCCUCACCUUCCCAUGCACUCGCAGAAGCCCUCUGACGACGCUGGCACGCAGACAUACAGCAGCCCCGCUGCCCUUACCGCACUCACGCCUGCCCCGGGCAGGAAUGAAACCUCAGCUUCCUCUGAUGCACCCCCUGUGUCAUCCACUCUGAGCACUGCAGCAAGCACUGUCCUGUCAACCACAACAGCUUCUACUCCUAUGAUAUCCUGUGAGAGCAAAUAUGCAGACAUCUCUGUGGAUUACAACUAUGAUAGUACAAAGAAAUCAUUUACAGCAAAGCUUAAUGUUAAUGACAAAGUGGAAUGUAGUGGAUUUGUGAACUGUACAAACAAUGAGUUCCAUAACCUACAACAAUGCACAAGCUUCACUGUUAAUAUAACUCAUCACACAUGUGCUGGCCCACCUAAACAGUUAACGUUAGAUGUCCUACCAGAGCCUGGAAAUUUUCAAUUAGUUAACUGUACAAAACCUGAAAAAGCAAAUACUACUAUUUGUGUAAAAUGGGAAAAAAAUGAAACCAUUGAUGAUUGUGAUGAAAAUAAAUUUACAUACAGCUUUCAAUGUGGUAAUGAGACAUAUAAAGAAAAAGAAAUAACAAUAUCAGAUCUUCAACCUGAACAAGAUUAUCGUUGUUCUGCAGAAGUAUUUUAUAAUCAGAAAACGUAUACAGAUGCACAGAAAACUAUUCGAACAGAUGUUGGAAUUCCAGAAAAGCCUCUGAAUUUUGCCUGUCAGAAUAUAAAUGCAGAGAGCGUCCACAUAUCCUGGAGUCCCCUUCAAAAUAAAUUUGAUGGUUUUAUUCUCUGUUAUCAGAACAAGUCAGAAAAAAACAAGGAAAAGUGCUUCGAUCCGAAUACGAAUGGGGACAGAUAUGAUUUGGAAAAUUUGAAACCUUUCACAGACUAUUCUGUGUCAUUACUGGCCUACAACGAAGGGAAAGUGAGGCGUCACGGACCGGCUAGCACGUGUGAAUUUAAAACAAAUGCAUCACAGCCAAGUGAAGUCCAGAACAUAAUGAUCAAACGGACUUCAGAUAAUAGUAUGCUUAUCCAGUGUAAACCUCCCCGUGACCUGAAUGGUCCGGAAGCACGUUACCAUUUGGAAGUGAUACUUGGUGAUGCUUCAUUUCCUAAGACCAACAAAACCUGCUAUUUCCAUGUAGAAAAUCUUCAAUAUUCUACAAACUAUACAUUUAAGGUCUAUUUUAACAAUGGGAAUUUUGAUGGAGAGCCAGUCAUUCGAAAUCAGUCAACAUCUUAUAAUUCUAAAGCACUUAUAGGAUUUCUGGCAUUUCUGAUUGUUGUGACAACAAUAGCCCUGCUGGCAGUUCUCUAUAAAAUCUAUGAUCUGCAUAAGAAAAGAUCCUGCAACUUAGAUGAGCACCAGGAACUUGUUGAAAGAGAUGAUGAAAAACAACUGAUGAAUGUGGAGCCAAUUCAUGCAGAUGUUUUGUUGGAAACUUACAAAAGAAAGAUUGCUGAUGAAGGAAGACUUUUCCUGGCUGAAUUUCAGAGCAUUCCAAGGGUAUUCAGCAAGUUUCCUAUCAAAGAUGCUCGAAAACCCUUUAAUCAGAACAAAAACCGUUAUGUUGACAUCCUGCCUUAUGAUUAUAACCGUGUUGAACUCUCUGAGAUAAACGGAGAUGCAGGGUCAAACUACAUAAAUGCCAGCUAUAUUGAUGGUUUCAAAGAACCCAAGAAAUACAUUGCUGCACAAGGCCCCAGAGAUGAAACUGUUGAUGAUUUCUGGAGGAUGAUCUGGGAACAGAAAGCCACAGUUAUUGUCAUGGUAACUCGAUGUGAAGAAGGAAACAGGAACAAGUGUGCGGAAUACUGGCCUUCGAUGGAAGAAGGCACUCGGACCUUUGGAGAUGUUGUGGUGAAGAUUAAUGAACACAAAAGGUGUCCAGAUUAUAUCAUUCAAAAAUUGAACGUUACCAACAAAAAAGAAAAAGCAACUGGAAGAGAAGUGACUCACAUUCAGUUCACCAGCUGGCCAGACCACGGAGUUCCGGACGAUCCCCACCUGCUGCUGAAGCUGAGAAGGAGAGUGAAUGCUUUCAGCAACUUCUUCAGCGGGCCUGUGGUGGUGCAUUGCAGUGCUGGUGUUGGGCGCACAGGCACCUACAUUGGAAUUGACGCCAUGCUGGAAGGCCUGGAAGCUGAGAACAAAGUGGAUGUCUAUGGUUAUGUCGUCAAGCUGAGGCGACAGAGAUGCCUGAUGGUGCAAGUGGAGGCACAGUACAUCUUGAUCCAUCAGGCCUUAGUGGAAUAUAAUCAGUUUGGAGAAACAGAAGUGAGCUUGUCCGAACUGCAUCCCUAUCUACAAAAUAUGAAGAAAAGAGACCCACCGAGUGAGCCGUCUCCACUGGAGGCUGAAUUCCAGAGACUUCCUUCAUAUAGGAGCUGGAGGACACAGCACAUUGGAAAUCAAGAAGAAAAUAAAAAUAAAAACAGGAGUUCUAAUGUCAUUCCCUAUGACUUUAACAGAGUGCCACUGAAACAUGAACUUGAAAUGAGCAAAGAGAGUGAGCAUGAUUCAGAUGACUCCUCUGAUGAUGACAGUGACUCAGAGGAAACCAGCAAGUACAUCAAUGCAUCUUUUAUAAUGAGUUACUGGAAACCUGAAGUGAUGAUUGCUGCCCAGGGACCACUAAAAGAAACCAUUAGUGAUUUUUGGCAGAUGAUCUUUCAAAGAAAAGUCAAAGUUAUUAUCAUGCUGACAGAGCUGAAGCAGGGAGAGCAGGAAAUCUGCGCUCAGUACUGGGGAGAAGGAAUGCAAACAUACGGAGAUAUAGAAGUUGAUAUGAAAGACACAAACAAAUCUUCAGCUUAUACCUUCCGUGUCUUUGAACUGAGACAUUCCAAGAGGAAAGAUACUCGAACCGUGUACCAGUACCAGUAUACGAACUGGAAUGUGGAACAGCUUCCUGCAGAACCCAAAGAAUUAAUGUCUAUGAUUCAGAUCCUCAAACAAAAACUUCCCAAGAAAACUCCCAGUGAAGGGAAUAGGCAUCACAAGAGCGCACCUCUCCUCAUUCACUGCAGAGAUGGAUCUCAGCAAACAGGAAUAGUCUGUGCUUUGCUAAAUCUCUUGGAAAGUGCAGAGACAGAAGAGAUGGUGGAUGUUUUUCAAGUAGUAAAAGCUCUACGCAAAGCGAGACCGGGCAUGGUUUCCGUGUUUGAGCAAUACCAAUUCCUGUAUGAUACCAUGGCCAGCACCUACCCUGCCCAGAAUGGCCAAGUAAAGAAAAACAACGAUCAGGAAGAUAAAAUUGAGUUUGAUAACGAAGUGGACAAAGGGACGCAGGCUGCCAAUUGUGUUACUCCGCCUGGCGCCCCAGAUAAGGUCCAUGAAGGAAGCAAGGAGGCUGAGAGCUCUGAACCCACGGGCGGCCCCGAGGGGCCAGAACAUUCUGCCAACGGCCCUGCGAGUCCAGCCUUAACUCACAGUACAUAGGAAAAGAUAUGAAUGGGCAUCUCAAAACGUAUUUGUUAGUUCUGUUUUUCUAGAAUUAGGAGAGGGAAAAUAGGUAGGCAGUAAUUAAUGAAGUACAUUGAACUGAUAUUUGUGAAGUUUCUCUUUUACUACUCCAGAAAAAUAUUUAAGGAAGUCGGGCUCUAACCUAUUGUACAGUCCUGUGCUCAUUUUAAAAUGGCAUCUAUCAUUUAGCAAAACUAGCUUAGCUUCACAUGUGUGUUCAGGGGAGUAUGUGUGUACGUACGUGCGAGAGCGAGAGAGACAGAAAGAAAGAGAAUACUUUCUUGUGAAUCUAACCUCUCUUGGUAAAAUUUGCCUUUUUGAUUUUCUGAAAAAAAUAAAGACAUUUUAUACUGGAA